Molecule: messenger RNA, 2724 nt
Organism: Selaginella moellendorffii
Lineage: Eukaryota; Viridiplantae; Streptophyta; Lycopodiopsida; Selaginellales; Selaginellaceae
Exons: 4
Coding region: 586-2643 (685 amino acids)
Source: RefSeq, a predicted model, not a curated record
UAUAGUUCCAGGCACGUAGCUAAGUUCUCCAUUCUUUCGUACGAAUGCCUUAAAACCAGAUGUCGGCAGAGAUUCGCUGCGCGGCAGCUUUCCUCGAGCAAUCUCUGUGUGGAGCAACGUAAAGAAAAGCGACGAUCAAAGCGACGAGAGUUUCGCGAAAUCUCCGUCGCUUGGCACGGAAAAGGAUGUGGCAACGAACUAAGCUAAGCGGUAUGGAAGUGAGAUUCGAACCCCCGUGGAGUCCAAGCAAGAAAAGAUAAGAGGAGGAAAAGUUUUCCAUGGAGGGAGGAGAAAGAUUGGCCUUGAAGGAGAUUUGGUGGGAAGUAGCCAGCGGAUACCAGACUUGGGCAUAUCGUGUUUUCGUCGUGGUGUGUUGUGAAAACCAAGCUUUGGAGCUGGCAUUUAUCGCGCGUGCUAGUACCAAAGCCUUGCAAUUUUUACCACAUACUCCCAAGAACAUUACCUCUCUUCUAUCUUCUUCUAUCUUCUAGCAAACCUUUCUUCCUCUAUGAUUCAUGGAGGACGAGCUCUAGCAGCGCCGCGCGCAAUCCAUUCCUCGUCAAUGCAAUCGCUUGGACUGGAAGAAUGCUUCACAAGGGCAGGGGGUGCAAGAACGAGGUCGAGGCGGGCGACGCGCGGCUGCUCAAGCCAUGGAUCUGGGGCGAGGAAUUCCGCGGCGUCGGGGACGCAAAGAGGGCGCCCGCGCCCGCGAGCAAUGUCGGUAAGAAGCAGCUGGAUUUGAAUGCGCCAUUGCUGUCGGUGCGAAGGAAUCGAGAUGGAGCGCCCGGGGAAUGUGGCUCUCGCGGCGAUCCCAAUCCUCGCAAUUCCGCCAGGACUUCCCGGCGCAGCAGUAGCUUCAGCCAGCGGCCUCUGGUUCCAUUCUUCACUUGGGAGCUGCCACCGCCGCUGCCACCCAUCGAAUCCAUCGCUCUUCGCGAGGGAGACGAUCGCGCUGUGACUGGCGAUGGUGGAGAGCAAUCAGAUGCUACUACUGCUACUGCCCUGGUGCUCGCUCCACCUCCAGAGACAACGAGCAAGAAGAAAGGAAGGAAAGAGACGACGAGCUUCUUGGAGUUCGCGGACGCGAGGUCGGACUUUGCUCACACCGAGACGCUGUCGAUUGCUCCAACUUAUAUGGUGAGUGAGCUUGGGGGAGGAGAGGAAGAGGGAGAAGAUCGAGAAGAUGGUGGCGAGUGGGAUUGCAACGAAGAGGAGGCUAUGGCUAUGGUGGAGUAUAACUCCAGCGAUCGAGAUAUGAUCAUGCAAAGGUUCUUGCCGGCGGCCAAGGCGGUGGCUCGCGAGACGGCGCAGCAGCAGCAAACAGAGUUGGCGUGGAGGAGGCCUUUGAUCGCUCAUCCUUCUCCGCAAGGCCACCAGUAUCGCAAAGAACAACACCACCAUCCACCGCCAAGGCCGGAGAAGAAAAGCUUUGCAGAGCUGAUCAAGAUGCAUGACGAUGCUGGAAACUCUCGGAGUGAGACGAGGAGGAGUGGUGGUCUUCGCGACUCGGAGGGUGGCGACGGGGAUCUCUCCAGCCAGCGCUACACCACCAUUGUUGGCAGCGUUUGUGGUUUCUUCCCGCUGCUCAGGAUGAUCCAAGCCAGCGGCAAUGAAGGCAGGGGAUCUUCUUCUUCUCCUCGACGAGCGAGAGCUUCAAAGAAAAAGUUGGAGGUGGAACGAGAAAGUCUUGAUUGCGAAGAUGACGGUGAUGAAAGCUGCAGCACGGAGUGGUGGAGUGACGAGGGUGGCGAUGGUGGUCGCGAUGAGAAUGAUCUCGAGGACGAAUCGAGCGAGUUUCGGAAGAACACCAGUUACUUGGCUUGCCGCUACACUCCAUCCCGCGGCGGUCUCAAAUCUCCGGCCAUGGUGGAGAGCAAAGGCUUCCUGGGAAUGCCGAGAGACCGACGAGUUGGAUCCACGUUCAUCAAGCGAAUGUAUCCCAUCGUCAAGUCGGACAGCAAAACAGCCGCAAAGUUCCAGACAAACAGCAGGAACGCUACCAGCAAUCCAGCGAAUGGAAACGAGAGCGAUUCGAGCGAGUCACUCACGUCGAUCCAACUUUCGAGACGAGCUUCGAGGCAGAACUCCUACAGUGGCGGCCUGGCCACGGAGAAAGUUUUCUGCCUCGACACGCUCGAUCAGAUGCGGCAGGGAGUUCUCACGGAAACUUUCGAUCCAGCCAAGCCCGUCAAGACGAUGAUCAAGUCGUCCAGGAAUAAGAGCGCGAACGCUCUGGACGAGAGAGGCAUUCAUCCAGGCGUGGUGAUCCCAGACGAGAGCUUCUCGUCAAUGGGAUCCAAGCAGCGUGUGGAGGAAGAUCGGCUGUUCAUCUACGUGCCUUCCAAGACCAAGAUCACAGCCAGUUCUACAGUCACACCGAGAUCAUCGAAGAACAACCCCUUCGGAGAAGCCGAAGAUCGCGAGGAUCACGACAAAUCUCCAUCAAACGCGAGGAUCUACUGGGGAGAGAGCGAUGAUAGUCGUGAUCUUCGGGAGGAGAUCGAUGCUGCUAGCAUUGCUCUUCCGGUUCCAAGAGGACCCUCUGAAUCGUGGCUCAGGGAGAAGCUUGUCAAAGCUCCAGGCAAGCCACCUCUCGCGAGAAGGAACCUUUUGGUCUCCACGGGGAAGUCCGCCAACUUUUAGUAUACGAUCGUAUAGUAUCAGCCAGGUGGUCCAUACGGCAGUGGAAUGAAUAAAACCCCAUAGCUAGUGUGAGUUGGCAAA